GGGCACGUUCUCAAGCCCAUUUAUAGGGUUUCUCUUCGAACCCGAACGCGGCCCCUCCCCACCCAAAACCCCUCCUCUCCCCUCUCCACGCACCUCCGCCUCCGCCACCGUCGUCGUCGCCGGCGCCGCCCCUCCAUCGCCGCUUCUCUCCGCCGACCCAACCCACCUCAGCGCCGCGUCGGAGUCGUCGUGGCGUGUGACCUUGACGCCGUUGUUUAGGGCUUUCAUCUUCGGGCCGGAAUCCGUCGCGCUGUGCUGUUGCUCGACGUAGAGCUCCGAAAAUGGCGACCUCGACGCUGUUUAGGGCUUUGAGGUGCUCCUCGACGCAGCGCGGCCUCAGAUUGGCUACAAGUGUUCAUUUGCAGUUGGUCCCUGGGUAUAGAAAUUCGAGUCAUCGACAAUUAAGUGUUUUCAAUGAGUUUUCAAAGAAAUUGAAAGGAGAAGCUAAAAGUAACCAAGAAUUCCAGCAAUCCGUGAAGGACCUGAAUGAAAAAAUUGGUGUGGUGAAGGAAGAUUUGAAAGUAAGAACAAGGAAGACUGCAGAGAAAUUAUAUAAGAGUGUCGACGAUGUUUGGACUGAAGCUGAAGAGACGUCAAAAAAGGUUUCUGCUAAUGUUAAAGAAAAGAUCUCAGCUGCUAAAGAAGAGGUGAAAGGGACCUUUGGACUUGGAAACGAAGAAGCUUUGGGUUCAACAGAAGCUUCGAGUGCUAAAGAUGCGACUGGAGCAAGGGCUGAUCAAUCCCAAGAAUCCGUCAACAAUAACAAUAACAAUAACACAACUGGGGAUGAUACGCUAUUCGGCAAAUUUAAGUCAACCUUUUCUUCUGCUUCUCCAAUGGUAUCUACUGCAUUUCAAAAGUUGAAAGAAGCAAAAGUGUCAACCUUAGCAAAGAAAGGAUAUGAUAUAGUAAAAGAUGAAUUAAGUUCAGACAAAACCAACAAGAGACACAUGCAGUAUGCUUCUGCAUCUACUGCAUCAGGCGAAACAAGUACCAGAACUGAUAUAGUUGUUGUGCCUACAAAAAGGUCACGAUUGGGUGAAAAAUGGGAAUCAUUUAAAAAGAAGAUGCAAGAUCAUCCAGUCUUCAAGCGUGUGACUGGGUACACUCAACCUGUUGUAAAUAAGGGACAGGAGUUAGCAGAGGACGUGCGAGAGCGGUGGGAAACAAGUGAUAACCCUGUUGUCCACAAAAUUCAGGAUUUGAAUGAAACUGUUUUUGGAGAAACCGCAACUGCUCUAUCUUUCAAGGAGAUCCGCCGUCGGGACCCGUCUUUUUCUCUGCCAGAUUUUGUUGCUGAAGUCCAGGAAAUGAUCAGGCCUGUUUUGACUUCGUAUGUCAAGGCUGAUAUAGAGACAUUGAAAAAGUAUUGUACACGUGAAGUGAUUGAAAGGUGUAAAGGGGAGCGGACUGCUUAUCAAGCUCAAGGCAUCUUUUAUGAUAAUAAAAUUCUUCAUAUUUCAGAGGUUGACGUUAGAGAGACUAAAAUGAUGGGAUCUUCACCUAUAAUUAUCUUAUCUUUUCAAACACAGCAGAUCUACUGUGUACGCGAUAGAGAAGGAAAUAUAACAGAUGGAGGACAGGAUACAAUUCAAAACGUAUACUAUCUAUGGGCGAUGCAGCUAAUAGACCCUGAGGAGCUCGGGGAAGGUGCAUAUUACCCUGUGUGGAGGCUCCGCGAGAUGCAACAGCAAGGCAUUCAAGCUCUUAUAUAGAGAGAAAUUAUAUACCUUCUUUUUCAUAAUUGAUAAUAACGACCAGCAGUUUACCGUCCGAGAAGAUCCUCCAACCAAUUUUGAGUUCAGCUGGUCUGCUGCUGAUGCAAUGGCGUGUUUCGACAUGUUAAUCAUUUUUCUCUGGCCUCUCUUUCCUUGUUUCUUUUCCAGCCGAAAUUUCAGAUAGACAUGUUUGUCCUCUGUUCUUUUAUGGGGAUUCCGGCGGCGAUGAUUUAUGUUGUUAAUUUGAUGAUUCAUUUAUAGCCUCCUCUUUACUGAUAAAAGUGUAUUAUGAGGCUGGGAAUUUUGAAGUUCUGUUGUUUCUUUUUGUUUCUGACCUGCGGAAUCCGGAAUGCUUGUUCCUUCACAUUAUAGGAAAAUUUGUAUUCAUUCGUAGAAUCAUUUUGUGUUUCGCUUAAUUGUAUACUUAAGCUGCUGUAUUUUUAA
Messenger RNA from Ananas comosus (pineapple), 2162 nucleotides. Its product is annotated as mitochondrial import inner membrane translocase subunit TIM44-2-like. The transcript has 14 exons. Gene Ontology annotation, biological process: protein import into mitochondrial matrix. The record is from RefSeq and is a predicted model, not a curated record. Gene Ontology annotation, molecular function: protein-folding chaperone binding. Bases 282 to 1715 code for a protein of 477 amino acids. Gene Ontology annotation, cellular component: mitochondrial inner membrane. Lineage: Eukaryota; Viridiplantae; Streptophyta; Magnoliopsida; Poales; Bromeliaceae.